AUGGCGUCCUUUCAUGGUAGCGGCAGAUCCAGCCAAUCUCCCUUGAGGUUACAACAUGUCCUGCUAUGUCUGUUCUUGUGCUGUUGCCCUCCUGCUUCGUCCCUCAACAUUCACAACAUGGGUCAACCCAACAACAACUUUACGCUUCCGUCGCACAUUACACUCCGUGCGGGAGUUCUGCAUGCUCCACCGUUUGCCAUGGUGGAAGAACUCUGGGAUGGGAGUCUCCGUUUUGGUGGCUUCCAGCCCGAUCUGCUGCAACGGCUGUCCGUCUUUGCCCAACAAGACGACAAUGUCACACUCGAAUUCCAACUCUCAAGAUCACCUCCGCAGUACGGCGCCGCACUCGAUUUGAUUGCCCGCGAUUGCAAUUCUACGCAUAUCAAUGAAAACACGCUGGAAGACUGUCGCAAGUUCGAUCUCAUUGUCGGCGACUAUUACUGCAACCCCGCUCGAUCGUUGCGGAUCGACUUUACACCGAGUUGGUUGCGGACCACCAUGAGUACCGUCAAGUUCUUGGGCGACAAACAGGGCAAAACAGACUAUACCACGCUGACACAGGCAUCCAACGAUGGCCAAACCGUCUGCGUCCCGGACGGGACCUAUCUCAUGGGAGUCGUCAUGGAAAAGUUUCCACAAGCGCAGUACUACAAGUGUCCGUCGCCGGAAGAUUGUCUGCAGGCACUCAAAGACAACGCGUGUGUAUUGUACGCCGACGAUGAACUCUUGCUGCGCUAUCGGGCAUCGCUCGCCACCGAUUUGGAAGUCACGCGAGAAACAUUCAAUACACAAUAUUUGGUAUGGCCCAUGCGAUUUGAUCUCCAUCCCAUGGUGGCCUUGUACAUGAAAAAGUGGAUGUACGCCGCCGUCAGCAAUGCCACCUUGGAUGCCCUCUAUCAUCACUAUUUUCAAAAAGAACUUUGUCCAGUCGGCACAGCCGGAGAGAAUUGCGAAUUGCCCUGCGAUCCCAAUCACGGGAGUGCCAAUGCCCGGGGUGUUUGUGUCUGCGAAUCCAACAAAUGGACCGGUGUCGAUUGCAGUCUGGAAGUGCCCGAAAAUACCAACAUGAUCCCACCCACACUGAAAUGGAUUGCCUACACCAUGCUGGGCAUUAAUCUUGCCGUCAUGGUACUGUGUGCCAUUUGGUUGUUUUGGCAAAAGGACAGUACGCAAGUGCGCAUCAGUCAACCCUUCUUUUUGGCAUUGGUGCUCGUCGGAUGCGCCGUGUCGAGUAGCACUAUUCUGGCCAUGGCGCAAGAAGACGAUGGACAGGGAUCUGUGCCGGCAUGCAUGGCGAUUCCUUGGUUGUACUCGGUCGGAUUCAGUAUUACAUUUGGUACUCUGUUUGCCAAGAUUCGACGUGUUUAUGGCAUUUUCAAGUCGGCGGCCACCCCCGGAACCGCUCGGAAAAUAUCCGUCACCUUUCAGGAAACCAUUGCGGUCAUUGGCCUGGUGCUGUUGGUCGAUGUCUUUGUGCUCAUUGUAUGGACUCUACUGUCACCCCUCGAGUGGACACGAACUGUCAUUAGUGCCGACCAGUUUGGGGCACCGUUGGAAAGCGAAGGAUAUUGCCACAGCGAAGAUUGGUUGAUCUUUGGUGGGAUCAUUGCCGCACUGCACUUGGCAUUGAUGGGGACGGCGUGCUACCUCUGCUAUGUGGCCAGAAAUAUCCCUUCCAAGUUUUCGGAAUCCAAGUAUUUGAGUAUUGCCAUGAUUUCCAAUCUUCAGAUUUUCGUUGUGGGAGUGCCCAUCCUCGUCAUCAUUGGGAGCAAUCCUCAGACAUCUUUUUUUGUCCGGUCUGUGAUCAUCUGGAUGAACGAUCUUGCAGUGGUGCUAUUGAUAUUUGGCAAUCUCAUAUACAACGCCCAUUUCCACUUGGAAGCAGCAGAACCCGAAGCUGUCAAAGCCGCAAUCGGACAAGCCAUUCAGAGUUUCUCCACCACUCGCGAAAGUCGACGAAUCUCUCGACUGAGCUCACAAUUCACAUCCACAACAGCCUAUUCCCCGGGAGUCAACAGCAGCUUCCAAGGGAGUGGCCAGGUCUCCAUGAAUGGAUCUGCACACCUUUUCACCAACAACCAGCCAACACAAAUAUUGCAACAAAGCGACCGAGAAAAAGAUCCAAAGAGACGAAGUACUAAUAAGAACUCUUCGAUCUCUUCGGCAAAGGAGAUCACGUUGACCAAGAGCGAGUUGGAGGAGAGCAACUCUUCGUCUCUGCGGCGUGGGGAACCCCAACGACGGCUGCAAGAUUCACGCCAUUCUGACUCUGGUCAAAACACUCCCUUGUCACGGUCCUUCUUGAAUUCUUCCGUCAGUACACAGAUGCAUUCGAACAUUCCUGAAAUCUAUCAUGGCAGAGCUGCCGUAGCCAACUUGAGCCGAACGAGCCAACACAGCUUACCCGACACAAACUCGGUCAAUUCGUGGGCGAACGCGAACCUGUCUUCGAACUUGGCAAGUGUGUCACGGGCUUCCACUCACUCUCGUCCGCCAUCUGCGACUCCCGAGUGUGACGAAGAAGAUGAAGACGAGGACGAGGAGGAAAGGACGACAAACUACAUUCCUGGCUUGUCUGCAAAGCCGCCGUUUGACAAACCUGUAGAUGUCAUGGGCGGAGACCGUGAGUCGUGGGGUGGAAUCAACGUGUCCAACCUUUCAUCGAGUCCUGACGACAACGAGGAUGCAGACGAGGAACAGGGAGGAGCUUCUGGAAGGAUGCAUGACGAAUCAAAGAAAUCCAUGAAGGAUGAAUCAAAGAAGUCCAUGAAGGAUGAAUCUCGACAAUCUAUGCUUUCUACAGUGUCGACGCGAUCCAGAUUACCUCCAUCAAGCUUACCGCAAGUGGACAAUGAUCAUCUUUCCUAUGCUGCAGCUCGGAUUCGAAAUAUUAGAGGCGUUCAAGAACAGGCAGUGAAAGCACGCGAAGGGUCUCUGCAGGAUAGCAGUUACUCCACACACGGCACAUCUACGGACGAUACUGGAAAUGAGAGCUUUCAUGACGAAAGCGACAACAUGAACGGCGAUCGUCAUCGUCUUCCUCCGCAGCUUCUGACAAACAGCGAAACCGAGGCACCUUACCUCCAAGGCAAAACUCGUCCUCUGCGGCACCCGACAGAAGGAGAAGGCAGUCCACUUCCAAGAGACGUCGGUCCUCUCGCGGCGGACAACAGUACUCGCCACAUGUAG
Seminavis robusta is the source of this 3189-nucleotide messenger RNA. NCBI's taxonomy places the organism in Eukaryota, Bacillariophyta, Bacillariophyceae, Naviculales, Naviculaceae. The record is from the annotation of a GenBank genome assembly.